GCUCAAUGAGGCAGGUCGUUACUGACCCCAGCGGGGCGCCGGGGCUGAUGGGAACGGGCCCGCAGCGCUGGCACACAGCUCCCAAGCCUAGGGCGUCCCGAGGCCGUAGCUAUAGAGCCAGUCACCCCGGCUCCCUUGUUGCUAUGUACGUCAGCACGUAGGGGCACGUCUGUCGUUGCUAGGGGAGCUCAACGUGCAGGGGGGAUGACGUAGUGACGCCGCGGUGCCGAGCCGAGGAAGGGGAGGGUGCAACUGCUGCUACCAGCGCUCCGGCCGAAAUGAAUAUGUGCAGUAUGUGAAUUUAAUUACUUCUGUCUUCAUGGAGGAUUGCACACUGUGACAACGUUCCUGAGUUACCUUGGCUGCCAAUACCAUCACUUCAUCAAGAUGAGUAAUAGUCACCCACUCCGUCCUUACACAGCUGUGGGGGAAAUUGACCAUGUUCACAUUUUGUCAGAGAAUGUUGGUGCUCUGAUGAAUGGGGAGGAGUAUAGUGAUGUUACCUUUAUUGUAGAAAAGAAACGUUUUCCUGCACAUAGAGUGAUUCUGGCUGCCAGAUGCCAUUAUUUCAGAGCAUUAUUAUAUGGUGGAAUGAGAGAAUCUCAGCCUGAAGCAGAAAUCCCUCUUCAGGAUACCACUGCAGAAGCAUUUACAAUGCUGCUGAAAUAUAUCUACACAGGCCGUGCUACAUUAAGAGAUGAGAAGGAAGAGGUACUCCUGGAUUUCCUGAGCCUGGCUCACAAAUAUGGAUUCCCAGAAUUGGAGGAUUCCACCUCUGAAUAUCUUUGCACCAUACUUAAUAUUCAGAACGUUUGUAUGACCUUUGAUGUUGCCAGUCUCUACUCACUCCCUAAACUGACUUGUAUGUGCUGUAUGUUUAUGGAUAGAAAUGCUCAAGAGGUGCUCUCCAGCGAAGGCUUUCUGUCACUUUCUAAGGCUGCUCUUCUAAAUGUUGUGCUGAGGGAUUCAUUUGCAGCACCUGAGAAGGAUAUUUUCCAGGCUUUGAUGAACUGGUGUAAACAUAACCCCAAGGAGAAUCAUGUUGAAAUCAUGCAGGCAGUACGCUUACCCCUGAUGAGUCUGACAGAGCUACUAAAUGUUGUAAGACCUUCUGGAUUGCUGUCGCCUGAUGCCAUUCUGGAUGCCAUUAAAGUCCGUUCUGAAAGUCGGGACAUGGACCUCAACUACAGGGGCAUGCUAAUACCAGGUGAGAACAUUGCAACUAUGAAAUAUGGAGCCCAGGUUGUAAAAGGAGAGCUGAAGUCUGCUUUGCUAGAUGGGGACACACAGAAUUACGACUUGGAUCAUGGUUUUUCCCGGCACCCGAUUGAUGAUGACUGCCGUUCUGGCAUUGAAAUUAAACUAGGUCAGCCAUCGAUAGUCAACCACAUACGAAUACUACUCUGGGACAGAGAUAGCCGGUCUUAUUCCUACUAUAUUGAGGUGUCCAUGGAUGAGCUAGACUGGAUCCGUGUGAUCGAUCAUUCUAAAUAUCUCUGUCGGUCCUGGCAGAAGCUGUAUUUUCCUGCCCGUGUCUGCAGGUACAUCCGAAUAGUUGGCACCCACAACACAGUGAACAAAGUUUUCCAUAUUGUGGCAUUUGAAUGCAUGUUUACCAACAAAACCUUCACUCUUGAGAAAGGUCUUAUAGUUCCCGCUGAAAAUGUUGCAACAAUUGCAGAUUGUGCCAGUGUGAUUGAGGGUGUAAGUCGAAGUCGCAAUGCCUUGUUGAAUGGAGAUACAAAGAAUUAUGACUGGGAUUCCGGGUACACGUGUCAUCAGCUAGGCAGUGGUGCUAUUGUGGUACAGCUAGCACAGCCAUUCAUGAUUGGAUCAAUACGGUUACUUCUCUGGGACUGUGAUGAUCGGAGCUAUAGUUACUACAUUGAGGUUUCCACUAAUCAGCAGCAAUGGACGAUGGUGGCUGAUCGAACAAAAGUUUCCUGCAAAUCUUGGCAAGCAAUAACUUUUGACAGACAACCUGCAUCCUUCAUCAGAAUAGUUGGAACUCACAACACAGCUAAUGAGGUGUUUCACUGUGUGCAUUUUGAGUGUCCAGCACAAAACAGUGCCCACAAGGAAGAGGGUAACGAGGAAGUGGCAACAGCAGAACUGGGCACUGGCACACAACAGCUUGUUUCUCGCCCAGUUCGAGCCUCAAGCACCAGUUCUCUGCACUCCCUCACUGGAUCCACCUCACGUACACAUGCUCACCAACCAUAAAGGAGAGUGGAAAGGAGCUUUUGCAGUCUCCAUGAUGCUAUACGAAAUUAUUCACAACCUUCUUGUACAGGCACCUUUUUUCUUGUUCUCUCAGUGAACAAAGGGGACCAUGCCUGCCAGCUGGAAAUGCUGAAAUGGAAAAGGCUUUCCAAGGACACAAAGGGGCUGCUUCACUCUCUUCAAUUUGUUCAAAUCAGGCUGGUCUCCGGGGGGAUAAAAUAGAUCUUCAAUCUAUAUCAAGUCCCCCAUUAACACCCUACCUCUUUAAUCUAACCAAGGAAAGGAGAAUGGAAGGAAAUAAAAGGCAGAGCCAGAUUGGAAUACAAAAAUGGCAUAUGAACCAUAGACUGAAAGGAAUAUAAAUUAAGUAUUUGUUACCUGAAGUCACCGAUUAGGAAACAGAAUGAUGAUCUUUAUUACAUCACUAGGGAAAAUAGAUUGUUUUUAUUUUUUUAAAUUAUUCUUAAUCCAUAGUCCUUUGUAAAUGAUAAGCUGUUUUCUAAAUCAUUUUGACUAGGUGUCUGACUUUUCCCUUAUUUUCGGCUGUAGUACAUACAGUACAAUAGAUUAGGGAAGUAACAGGCAUGUGUAUCACCUGGUAUGACAAGGAAAAAACCCUCAUGAUAAAAACAAAUCAAUUCAUGGAUGCUGUAUUUAAUUCUGACUUUACUUGAAUUGUUGAGUUACGAAAUUGUCAUUUCUUAUCUAUGUUCCAAGCGGGAAAUUCCUAGUCAAGCUUCCAAUUUGACAAGUAGAUAACUAUCUGCUUAAUUCAAAGAUGACUCUUCAAGUUUUACUUAAAUUUCUACAAAAAUUAUUGUAAAUUUGUCAAAUGUGGUGUUUGUGUUUAGAAAAGCAGAAUUACAGCUGACCACUGGCAUGCUGCUGAUCAGACUCAGCAAUACAAAAAUGAGAAUUUGCAGUCAAAAAUAUUUCAAAGAAAAUAAUAGACUACAGUGUUCAACUAGGGAUUUAAAAAGCCGCUUAUACACUUUUCUCAUAAUCUUCAUGGAAAAAAAUUAAUGUAACUAUUGUAGUUUGAUCUGACUCUUCAUUGGUUCUUGCUUUAGUAAUUUACAUCUCAGUGUUAACUGUCCUACUUGUCCUUUGUAACUUGAUCAGAUUAUCUGCUUUUUUUCUUAAUCUUGAGCAUUUUCACAUUGUGAUCACCAGGAUCCUCUAAUCUCCAGUCCAUGUGACUUAGCAAAAGCUCCACAUCUCACUGGGCUUGCCCGUGUGGGAAGAAGAGGUUCUGUUUUUACACACAAUAUUGAUGUCAUUGGCAAAAAUAAUUAGGAAAGAUUGAUAUUUCUUCUGAAGUACAUGAUCUUUGGAGCAUCUACUGUCCAAGUUUAUCGACCUGGAAUUUUUUUUCUGUUGGUCUAAUACACCUUUGCGAGAGCAAAACAAGAUGACAAGUCAGAGUUAGUCAAGUCAAAUAUGAUUUUCCUCUGCUUGAACAUAAUGAUAUAAUGAGUUGUAUAUCAAUCUAUCACACUGCUUAACCUGAAAGAAUUUCUUUCUGAAUACCAGUUGGGCUAAAAGCAUGAAGGAACAGAUAGCAUGGUGGCUACAAUACAGCAGACACUUGAUAGAGAAAAAAAGAAAUGUUUCCUCUUUCUGAUAUAUUUCCUGUAAAGUUGAAUAACUUUGGCAAUUUUAUCUUUUUUUCCUUAUCGCCAGACCCAUCUUCAGUCUUUCUCAUGUUAGCUCCUGUAUUCCCUCCCCAAACCGUUUGCCCCCAUAGCCUGAAUCAAGAUGGUUCUUAUUGGAGAUGCAUGGACAUUACGUGAUACAUUUUAUUAGGUGUCAUGGCUCAUAGUGCUUAGUAGCGGUGCUCUGCAUGUGGAAUAUUGCUCAUGAGCUAUCAGCUACCACUGGCUGCUGAUUACCACAUUUAUUUAGCAUAGUGGAAUUCAGACUAAGUUUUGGGUACAGAGCUCUUUGAUUAACUUCAAGUACAGAGGUAGAAAAUUUUAGACUAAACUUUUAUUUAAAAAGAAACAAACAAAAAUCCCUUGACAAUUGUAAUCUUUGCUGGACCUAUUGAGUAGCAUGGAACCUGCCUUGUCUUUCUUGGGUUGAACCUUCAGCAUCAGAGUUGACAUUGGCAAGAGACUACAAAUAAAUUAACAACUAAUUUCACUAUUCUCAGACUGUGAAUAAACAAAUUACAUCAUUUUCCAGUUUUGUUAGCUCUAAUUGCCACCAUUGUAGGGAGUGUUGUAACAUAAGAAUGAAAUAGAUCUGUACCAAUUGUCCCUGGGUUUAGACUCUCACAGACAAAGUGCAGGGUUUUGAAUGUAUACUUCCCAGACAUGGACAAUUAUUCUGUAGAAUGCUGCUGAGCCAAAAAAAGACUCUUUAGAAGCCAUCAGUCUACACCCCUCCUUCUCGCAUUCUCUCUGAUCUUGCCCUCUGAGGCUUCAUAGAUCAAAGAUAUCUAUAUAUUCUAGAUUUCUUAUUACAUCUACUAGCCACCCAGGCCUCUAUUCACCCCAGUUUUGGGACAUGAAGAAUUUGAAAGAUUAACCUAUAGCAGAGUACAUGUGAGAAAUUCUCAAAGUGCAGAGCAACAGGAUCUGUAGAACUUCAAAUAUCCAAAAAAAGUAUGUCAGCCACAGCUGAGAUAAAUUACCUCAUCCUUCCUCACAAACAAAUAGGAAUUUUUUAACAUUACGAUUCCCCAUCACAUCAUGCCACUUUCACACACCUGUUAGUCCCCUCUCUGAUAAUUAUUUGUGCUUUGAACCUAUCUCUGAAGUGAGUCAUUGUGUCUGUGUUGGCACAGAAUUUUCAAACCUUUGCAAGCCAAAAUAACCCCACCACUUUCCAUUUUGUGGUUUGGAUCUUUUAGUCUUGUAUAACGAGUAAUGUUGGUGGUUUUGGAGUUGUAUGUUUUGAGCAUCUCAUUUUUGCUCAGUCUUUAAAAACCCACAAAAUCUAUUUAUUGCCUGGUAUGCUCUUCUGCCAUGAACAUUCUCUUCCAAUAUAAUGUGCCAGUGGUGAGGCAGGAGGAUUAAUUUAUAUUUUGGUAUAAAUGUCCUCAGCUUUUUCCAGUUCUUUUAUAGAUUUUCUUCAUUGUGGGAUUGCUGCUUAAUGGAAUUCUGGUAUUCAUGUAUGAUUUUUGUCAACCCUGCUCUGAGUUUUUAGCUUGUUUCUUGAUGGAAAGAACUAAAAGCAUAGUUGAGCUGCUUAGAUGUACCAUUAAAAAGUGUGUCCCUUCAGGAUGAUGGGAUAUAUACAGGUACUCUGAACUAUAUAGCAUACUAUAACUAUAUAUUUUAUCUGUGACUGAGAUAGAACAGGACUGACCAGAUGUUCUCUUGUCUCCUGUCAGACUGUAAGAGUUUUGUUGUUAGAUCUCUAUGCUAAUAGCAUUUGUUUAUAUUCUCACUCUAGAGACAUUGUUUCUAUUUAGCACUUAAAUUGACUUUGACAUUAAAAACGAUAAACUCCACCCUCAGUUUUUCCUUAUUCUUUUUCAUUUCCUCUGUUUUCUCCCAAUGCUAGCUUCAGUUUAGACUAGCAUCAAGCUCAUGUGGUGCUCAGCAGAGUUACCUUUAAAGUUUCCUUUUUUAAU
Caretta caretta (loggerhead turtle) is the source of this 5806-nucleotide messenger RNA. It is a transcript of the gene BTBD9, whose product is annotated as BTB domain containing 9. Gene Ontology annotation, molecular function: protein binding. The record is from RefSeq and is a predicted model, not a curated record. Gene Ontology annotation, biological process: modulation of chemical synaptic transmission; adult locomotory behavior; circadian behavior. Lineage: Eukaryota; Metazoa; Chordata; Testudines; Cheloniidae. Gene Ontology annotation, cellular component: cytoplasm.